Molecule: messenger RNA, 435 nt
Organism: Hydatigera taeniaeformis
Lineage: Eukaryota; Metazoa; Platyhelminthes; Cestoda; Cyclophyllidea; Taeniidae
Source: the annotation of a GenBank genome assembly
AUGGAUAGCAUUCUCCAUGGAGUUGAGUAUGGUGUGAGAAAUGGACAUAAGUUGACACAUGCCUCGAAAAAGCCCCAUGGGUGCCAGUUCUGCGAUAAGUCCUACAGCGAUGCACGCUCACUGCGCCGACACUACGAGAAUGCGCACCCUGAUGAGUACGAGUCCUGGUGCUUUCUCUCUCGCGCCGCUGAGGAGGGCGAGGCCAGCAUUGCCGAAGCUGUAGCCAAGAUGACACAACUCUCUGCUGCUGCUGUUACCUCUGCCUCUUCCACCACCUCUAAUGGCAACAAUCUCGCCCAACAGCUCGUCGGUGUCAAGGUCGCCGAUACACUUAGAUGCCAUACGGCAUUCCUUUUCAUCCUUGAAGACUUUGUGAAUCUAGAAGGCCGUCUCCGCUACUCCCUGGAGUCACAUUUUUUGCCUCAACUCCAGUAA